AUGGCUACACCGGGCGGGGAUCUUCAAGAGAAGAUUGCGGCGGCCAGGAGGGAAGCGGACAGCCUGAAGGAGCAGGUGCGAGCUAGACGUGAUAAAAUGGCCGACACUUCAUUGCGAGCCAUGGCUGCCGAGGUAGACCCGCUGCCGCGCAUUGUCAUGAAGCCACGAAGAACGUGCAAAGGUCACUUGGCGAAGAUCUACGCGAUGCACUGGGCGGAGGACAAGCGUCAUCUGGUAUCGGGUUCGCAAGAUGGAAAGCUUAUUGUGUGGGAUGCGUACACGACGAACAAGGUCCACGCCAUCCCGUUGAGAUCGUCUUGGGUCAUGACGUGCGCGUACGCCCCGUCUGGCAACCUGGUCGCGUGCGGCGGUCUAGACAACAUUUGCAGCAUAUACAACCUGCGCUCCAGAGAAGGUACGGUCAAAGUUGCCAGGCAACUUUCUGCUCACACCGGCUACUUGUCUUGCUGUCGGUUCUUGAACGACCGACAGAUCCUCACAUCGUCUGGGGACAUGACCUGCAUGCUUUGGGACAUUGAUGCAGGAGUAAGAGUCAUGGAAUUCAACGACCACACCGGCGACGUUAUGAGCUUGUCUCUUGGCCCCAAACCAAACACUUUUGUUUCAGGCGCGUGCGACGCACUCGCCAAGGUCUGGGAUAUUCGCACCGGCAAGGCGGUUCAGACUUUUUCCGGCCACGAGAGCGAUAUCAACGCGGUCCAGUACUUCCCAAAUGGAGACGCUUUUGCAACCGGUUCAGACGACGCCUCAUGUCGUUUGUUCGAUCUUCGCGCUGAUAGGGAGCUCAAUCAGUACACCCACGACAAUAUCCUCUGCGGUAUUACGAGCGUCGCAUUCUCAGUCUCUGGUAGACUGCUUUUUGCUGGCUACGACGAUUACAACACCAACGUGUGGGACACUUUGAAGGGAGAGCGUGUUGGAGUGCUCACGGCGCACGAGAACAGGGUCAGCUGUCUUGGAGUCAGUGCGGACGGUAUGGCACUUUGCACGGGAAGUUGGGACGCAAGGCUUCUUGUGUGGGCGUAA
Messenger RNA from Ceraceosorus guamensis, 1047 nucleotides. RefSeq names its product G-protein beta subunit Bpp1. The coding region runs from base 1 to 1047 and encodes 348 amino acids. The record is from RefSeq and is a predicted model, not a curated record. The transcript has 4 exons. NCBI's taxonomy places the organism in Eukaryota, Fungi, Basidiomycota, Exobasidiomycetes, Ceraceosorales, Ceraceosoraceae. Gene Ontology annotation, biological process: G protein-coupled receptor signaling pathway. Gene Ontology annotation, cellular component: heterotrimeric G-protein complex; cytoplasm. Gene Ontology annotation, molecular function: protein binding; signaling receptor complex adaptor activity.